AUGAAUCCUUCCAAGCAACAAACCGCCCUAAAAAUCACCCCAGAAGGACGCAUUGCCGCAGUCCCAUCCUCAUUCCCAUCCCUCCAAAAUGACGAACUGCUCGUCCGCGUCAUAAGCAUCGCGUUGAACCCCUUCGACGCCAAAUCUGCCGAAUUGUCACCCACCGUCGGCGCGACUCUGGGCUGCGAUUUCGCAGGCGAUGUUGUCGCAGCAGGCUCCGACACCAACAAACUCAACUUCAGAAUCGGCGACCGAGUUUGCGGCUGCGUCUUCGGCAAUAAUCCAAAUCGAUUGGAUAAUGGCGCAUUUGCAGAGUACGUUGCUGUCUCGGCGGAUCUACUGUUUAGGGUUCCUGAGAAUAUGAGCUACAAUGAAGCUGCGACGUUGGGCGUAGGGCUGGUGACUGUAGGGAUGUCGCUAUAUCACUGUUUAAAAUUACCCAUGGAGGCUGAGCCGGCUGGCAAGUCGCCGUAUGUUCUGGUGUACGGGGGCUCAACAGCGACUGGGACGCUUGCGAUCCAGAUACUUACACGCUCUGGCUACACUCCGAUAACAACCUGUUCCCCCCAUAACUUUAACCUGGUCAAAUCCCUCGGCGCAAUCGCAGCCUUCGACUACCGCUCCCCAACCUGCGGGCGUCAAAUCAGAGAUUACUCUUCCGGCACCCUCUGCUACGCUCUCGACUGCAUAACAGAUACACGGUCGAUGUCCGUCUGCUAUGAGGCCAUCGGGCCCUCCGGCGGUCGGUACCUAAGUCUCGAUCCGUUCCCCAUCCGGGGGCAUACGCGGCGAAGUGUGAAGCCGAACUGGGUGCUUAGUCUGACGAUGUACAACCAGCCGAUUCCGUGGAAGAGGCCGUUUAAGAGGGAUGCCUGCCCGCAAGACCGGGAGUUUGCGAAGAGGUGGUUCCAGAUCGCUCAGAAGAUUAUUGAUGCGGGUGGGAUUAGGCCGCAUAUGUCCGAAGUGAGGGUUGGCGGAUGGAAUGCUGUACCGGAGGGUUUGGCUCUGCUGCAGAGAGGAGAGGUUUCGGGAAAGAAACUUGUGUAUGAGGUGGCGAGACAUUAG
Molecule: messenger RNA, 1065 nt
Organism: Aspergillus pseudoviridinutans
Lineage: Eukaryota; Fungi; Ascomycota; Eurotiomycetes; Eurotiales; Aspergillaceae
Product: zinc-binding alcohol dehydrogenase family protein
Exons: 2
Coding region: 1-1065 (354 amino acids)
Molecular function (GO): oxidoreductase activity, acting on NAD(P)H
Source: RefSeq, a predicted model, not a curated record